AUGAAGAAAGAGGACACUGAAGAGUCGGCCACGCAGGGCAGGGACACGGCACCACCACCACCUGGCACAGCGGUAAAAGAUGUUUCAGAGACCAGUAGCCAAAAAUACGUUUUAGACACCGGCAACCGUCCAGAACCAGAGCCAGACAGACCUUCACAGGCUGAUGGGGCUGAAAGUUCAGGUAAAGUUAGCACUGUCAUUGGUUGUCAAUUACAUUUAAAUUUUUUAGUCAUUUAGCAGACGCUCUUAUCCAGAGCGACUUACAGGAACAAUUAGGGUUGAGUGCCUUGCUCAAGGGCACAUCGACAGAUAUUUAACCUUGUCGGCUCGGGGAUUAGAACCAGCGACUUUUCGGUUACUGGCACAACGCUCUUAACCACUAAGCUACCUGCCGCCCCAUGAUGUGAUGGAACUAAUAACACUAGCAUUAUAAAGCCUAUAAAUAGGCCUGUGUCUGGAUUUGAUUAGAGCUUUGAUCGAAAAUUCAAGUCUGAUGCUACCUGAGGCUGAUGAGCCAUAAACUAAAUACAUUUAAUGAGCCAUACAUUAGACGUUUAAUGAGCCCGAGCCCAAAAAAGCCCAAAUGAUUGUGCCGUUAUCCAAUACAGAAAAACAUAAAAGCCCAUAGAUGUAGCUAGCUCUAUGCUCUCUUGGGUAAAUAAAUGAAACUAGCUCCAGUAGGCUAAUCUUUUUGAGUGUGAACUGUAUUACUGUACUGUAUUGUAUUAUAUGGACUGGAAUUAUGCACAUCUUUCAAACCAUGAUAAAGUAGGGAGGGAACAUGCGGCCUACAAAGUUAUAAGUAUAGGCUAGUGAAUUAGAUUUUAAUUUAGAAAUAUAAAUAGGGCCUAUUGGUGUAAUUAGUAGACUGACGCUUAUAUACCUUUCAUAAUAGUUCCCCAAAUGUUACCACCUCCCCUCUCUAUUGUUACUUCAUUCCUUCCUCGCUUUCAACCGUUAAAUGAAAUACGUUUUGUUGUCCUUAUCAUCAUUCUAAUGACAUCCUUGAAUAAUAUAGGACUAGAAUUAGAUGCAGGAGGCUUUCACUUCUCUUCAUGAAGAUUGAAUGGUUGUGGGUCUGAAUAAAUAACUGCUAUAGCAUAUCGCGCGUUCGCUCUUCUUUCAAACUACCCGUGAGUUCUAUUGGCUGCUGUAUUUAACAUUCAGCAAACUAGAGCUUGCGUCCCUCUUUCGAAUAGUCUAUUGGUAGAAGAAACUCCCAGCAAGCUAUUCUAGUCUAGCUUUUCCUGCGUGGGACUCCCAAGAGCUAAGGAAGUUUAAGGAGAAAGGCCAGCGGAGCACAUUGCGCAAGAGACUGAGGCUAUAGGCUAAGUUAUACGCUUAUUUUGCAUAACCCAUCAUUAACUAAAUAAGGCUAAUAGUGCAUUAAAUGUAUUACCUGAAAGAGGUCGGCUAGGACAUCUAUAGAUGGAUCAGGGUUAUUUAUUUUGGAUGCAAUUUUUAUGGAGUUUAUGGAGAGAGACUGCGAGAGUGCUCGCACGUGCGCUGAUUUAAAGCAACGAUAUUCGAGUGAUAGGCUGUAACUGCAGCAGCAAUAAAAAAAUAAAACAAAUCUUCACAAUAAAAAAUAAAUAAUAAUAAUGUGACCCCCGAAAGCCAGAUGGAGAUGGGUGAAUUAGACACGCAUUCGGUCCUUAUAUUACUGUAGUAUAGACUGUGCUGCAGGAAAUGCAGGCCUACCUGUCACAAGAAAUAGAAGUUACCAUGAUCGGUCUACAUGCAUUGUGAACUCGCUCCAUACUGAGAUGGGCUGUCUGUCCCCACCCUGAGCGUUGAUGAUUCGUAAUGCAGAUAGUAGAGAAGCCAGAUUUAGACAUCACAUAUAAUUACAGUUCCAUUUCACAUCAUGCUGUUCAUAGAAAUAAUUUUAUUAUAAUCUCGCAGUUAUUUAACCCGGGAAAGGGGAGUGGUUUUGGGCUGUAAAUCUCAGUAACCGGGUUCCCGCCCUUCAACCCUAGUACACAUAGGCAGGACUGUUCCGACCGCAAAGCAUCACAACUAUGGCAGCAGCGUAGCUAUACAUUGUGAUGGUAUAUGUGAAUGCUCCCAUACAGCCGGUACACCUUAGCUAGUGUAAAGCACCGGCAGCAAUUUUUCAACUGACUAUUACAUGGCGAUUUACUACAAAGGUGAAAGUAAACCGGUCCGGCUUAAAUAGUGGGGAUAUGUCAUACUGGUAAAACGUGAGCCUAUCACAAUAAUUUAAAACAUCAUUACCGCAUGUCAACUCCUGGACAGUCUGUGGUGCAACGUGGCGUUGGUGGAUGGAGCGAGACAUGAUGUUCCAGAUGUGCUCAAUUGGAUUCAGGUCUGGGGAACGGGCGGGCCAGUCCAUAGCAUCAAUGCCUUCCUCUUGCAGGAACUGCUGACACACUCCAGCCACAUGAGGUCUAGCAUUGUCUUGCAUUAGGAGGAACCCAGGGCCAACCGCACCAGCAUAUGGUCUCACAAGGGGUCUGAGGAUCUCAUCUCGGUACCUAAUGGCAGUCAGGCUACCUCUGGUGAGCACAUGGAGGGCUGUGCGGCCCCCCAAAGAAAUGCCACCCCACACCAUGACUGACCCACCGCCAAACCGGUCAUGCUGGAGGAUGUUGCAGGCAGCAGAACGUUCUCCACGGCCUCUCCAGACUCUGUCAUGUCUGUCACAUGUGCUCAGUGUGAACCUGCUUUCAUCUGUGAAGAGCACAGGGCGCCAGUGGCGAAUUUGCCAAUCUUGGUGUUCUCUGGCAAAUGCCAAACGUCCUGCACGGUGUUGGGCUGUAAGCACAACCCCCACCUGUGGACGUCGGGCCCUCAUACCACCCUCAUGGAGUCUGUUUCUGACCGUUUGAGCAGACACAUGCACAUUUGUGGCCUGCUGGAGGUCAUUUUGCAGGGCUCUGGCAGUGCUCCUCCUGCUCCUCCUUGCACAAAGGCGGAGGUAGCAGUCCUGCUGCUGGGUUGUUGCCCUCCUACGGCCUCCUCCACGUCUCCUGAUGUACUGGCCUGUCUCCUGGUAGCGCCUCCAUGCUCUGGACACUACGCUGACAGACACAGCAAACCUUCUUGCCACAGCUCGCAUUGAUGUGCCAUCCUGGAUGAGCUGCACUACCUGAGCCACUUGUGUGGGUUGUAGACUCCGUCUCAUGCUACCACUAGAGUGAAAGCACCGCCAGCAUUCAAAAGUGACCAAAACAUCAGCCAGGAAGCAUAGGAACUGAGAAGUGGUCUGUGGUCACCACCUGCAGAACCACUUCUUUAUUGGGGGUGUCUUGCUAAUUGCCAAUAAUUUCCACCUGUUGUCUAUUCCAUUUGCACAACAGCAUGUGAAAUUUAUUGUCAAUCAGUGUUGCUUCCUAUGUGGACAGUUUGAUUUCACAGAAGUGUGUUUGACUUGGAGUUACAUUGUGUUGUUUAAGUGUUCCCUUUAUUUUUUUGAGCAGUGUGUAUAUAUACAGUGUGUGCGAAUGUAGUAAGUUAUGGAGGUAAGGCAAUAAAUAGGCCAUAGUGCAAAAUAGUUACAAUUAGUAUUAACACUGGAAUGAUAGAUGUGCAAAUAGAUACUUGGGUGCAAAUUAGCAAUAUAAAUAACAAUAUAGGGAUGAGGUAGUUGGGUGGGCUAAUUACAGAUGGGCUGUGUACAGGUGCAGUGAUCGGUAAGCUGCUCUGACAAUUGACACUUAAAGUUAGUGAUGGUGAUAAGAGUCUCCAGCUUCAGAGAUUUUUGAGGUUCGUUCCAGUCAUUGGCAGCAGAGAACUGGAAGGAAUGGCGGCCAAAGGAGGUGUUGGCUUUGGGGAUGACCAGUGAGAUAUACCUGCUGGAGCGCAGACUACGUGUUGGUGUUGCUAUAGUGAGCUAAGAUAAGACAGGGAUUUGCCUAGCAGUGAUUUAUAGAUGACCUGGAGCCAGUGGGUUUGGCGACGAAUAUGUAGUGAGGGCCAGCCAACAAGAGCGUACAGGUCAAAAUGGUGGGUAGUAUAUGGGGCUUUGGUGACAAAACGGAUGGCACUGUGAUAGACUACAUCCAAUUUGCUGAGUAGAGUGUUGGAGGCUAUUUUGGAAAUGACAUUGCCGAAGUCAAGGAUCGGUAGGAUAGUCAGUUUUACGAGGGCAUGUUUGGCAGCAUGAGUGAAGGAGGCUUUGUUGUGAAAUAGAAAGCCAAUUCUAGAUCUAACUUUGGAUUGGAGAUUCUUAAUGUGAGUCUGGAAGGAGAGUUUACAGUCUAACCAGACACCUAGGUAUUUGUAGUUGUCCACAUACUCUAGGUCAGACCCGUCGAGAGUAGUGAUUCUAGUCGGGUGGGCGGGUGCAAGCAGCGUUCGGUUGAAGAGCAUGCAUUUAGUUUUACUAGUGUUUUUAAGAGCAGUUGGAGGCUAUGGAAGGAGUGUUGUAUGGCAUUGAAGCUCGUUUGGAGGUUUGUUAACAGUGUCCAAUUAAGGUCCAGAUGUAUACCAAAUGAUGUCGUCCACAUAGAGGUGGAUCCGAGCGUCACCAGCAGCAAGAGCGACAUCGUUGAUAUACACAGAGAAUAGAGUCGGCCCGAGAAUUGAACGCUGUGGCACCCCCAUAGAGACUGCCAUAGGUCCAGACAACAGGCCCUCCGAUUUGACACAUUGAACUCUAUCUGAGAAGUAGUUGGUGAACCAGGCGGGGCAUUCAUUUGAGAAACCAAGGCUAUUUAGUCUGCCAAUAAGAAUGCAGUGGUUGACAGUCGAAAGCCUUGGCCAGGUCGAUGAAGACGGCUGCACAGUACUGUCUAUUAUCAAUCGCGGUUAUAAUAUCGUUUAGGACCUUGAGCGGGGCUGAGGUAUACCCAUGACCAGCUCGGAAACCGGAUUGCAUAGCGGAGAAGGUACGGUGUGAUUCGAAAUGGUUGGUGAUCUGUUUGUUAACUUGGCUUUCAAAAACCUUCGAAAGGCAGGGCAGGCGAAAUCAUGCCUCAUUAGCUCAUUGUUAUGGAUGUAUCCAAAUAAAUUUCACUAGAAAACAAUUUAUGCAAAUGCAGCUAAUUUGCUGUUAUUCCGGCUGCACUUUUUGAAGUGAAUGUAAGUUAGCCAUAGUUGGCUAGCAAGCAAGGGAUAUGAACGUUGCCAGCAAGUAUGGCAAUGGAACACUUAGAACGAACGACCAUAGAUACAGAACAAAAAGACUGAACGACUGGGUCGCAUCUCUAGCAACUGAACCAAUAGAACAAACGACCAGCCGGCUUGGGUAGCAACCCUAGAUUUGUGUCGGGACUACAUCUUGUGGAAGGUUGAAGUAGUCUGAAUAAAUUCAUAAAAAUAAAGUUUUUUAUGAAACUAUGUCAAUCAUUAUUUGAAUAUGUUGGUAACCCGUUGUAUUAAAAGUGAUAAUGCCUGAGAAGCCGGUGUUUGGAGGAUAUAUUGGCACAACACCCGUGCCAAUAUAUAUCUUCCAAACACCGGCUUCUCCGGCAUUAUCAGUUAAAUGGAGAACUGUUCUGUUCAGAACGGACCCGACCCCAACUAGACCCGUUUCCUAUAAACCUGGUUGGAUCCAAGUGAGGGGCAACAGCAGAAAAGUCAAGCUACUUUAUUAACCAGAGCUGAUAGACCGUGAGAGGUGAUGGUCUAGCAGGAGCCGUGUGUGUAGGCCACUGUGACACGGGAACAGGGAGGCGGGAGGGAGAGACUAGAGACAGCAGUCAACCAAGCCGACACGCGCUAUAGUAGACUAAUAGCUUCUCGUUCUUCCACCUCUGGCCUGCUGGCCCCCCUACCUCUACGGAAGCACAGUUCCCGCUCAGCCCAGUCAAAACUGUUUGCUGCUCUGGCACCCCAAUGGUGGAACAAGCUCCCCCACGACGCCAGGACAGCGGAGUCACUGACCACCUUACGGAGACACUUGAAACCCUACCUCUUUAAGGAAUACCUGGGAUAGUAUAAAAGUAAUCCUUCUACCUACCCUACCCCCACAAAAUAAAAACGAAUAAAUAAAAACAUAUAUAUAUAUUUAUAAAACAAAUGAAAAUUAAAAAUAUGCUCCAAAAAUAAAACCUAAAAAAAUUAGAAAAAUAUGAAAUAAAUAAAUUGUAAAGUGGUUAUCCCACUGGCUAUCAUAAGGUGAAUGCACCAAUUUGUAAGUCGCUCUGGAUAACAGCGUCUGCUAAAUGAUGUAAAUGUAAAUAGCUGCCAUAGCUAAGUUAUGUAUCAUCCAAUACGAUUACGUAGUACCUGUCUGGACUGCAUCAAACCGGGAGAAGCUAGUUAAGCUAGCUAACGUUAACUGGCUAGGCUAACUGAGGCUGCAUGUGCUUUCUCAUCCUACACAGUUACAAACAACUCUAUUCAGAAUAUUAAGUAGCAGCCUACCUGUUGGCUCUUAGUCGUUGUAGCCUGUCCUUCCCCUUUAACUUUUAAUUCCAUCUUCCAUGGUUUUGUUCUAUUGGUUCAGUUGCUAGAGACGCGACCCAGUCGUUCAGUCUUUUUGUUCUGUAUCUAUGGUCGUUCGUUCUAAAUGUUUCAUUGCCAUACUGGCUGGCAACGUUCGUAUCCCUUGCUUGCUAGCUAGCCAACUACGGCUAACUUACAGGUAACCAUGGCUAACAGAGGAAGAACAAUGAUUUCAAGCACCACCCUCCUUUUAACAUUCAGCUAGCAGGCUAUACGCUACAUCGGCAGGACAGAACGGCAGACUCGGGUAAGACGAGGGGUGGCGGUCUCUGUAUAUUUGUAAACAACAGCUGGUGCACCAAAUCAAAUACUAAGGAAGUCUCAAGGUUUUGCUCGCCUGAGGUAGAGUAUCUUAUGAUAAGCUGCAGACCACACUAUUUACCAAGAGAGUUUUCAUCUAUAUUUUUCAUAGCUGUCUAUUUACCACCACAAACCAAUGCUGGCAUUAAGAUUGCACUGAAUGAGUUGUACAAGGCCAUUAAUCAACAGGAAAACGCUCAUCCAGAUGCAGCGCUCCUAGUAGCAGGGGACUUUAAUGCAGGGAAACUUAAAUCCGUUCUACCUAAUUUCUACCAGCAUGUUAAAUGUGCAACCAGAGGGGAAAAAACUCUAGACCACCUUUACUCCACACACAGAGACGCAUACAAAGCUCUCCCUCGCCCUCCAUUUGGCAAAUCUGACCAUAACUCUAUCCUCCUGAUUCCUGCUUAUAAGCAAAAACUGAAGCAGGAAGCACCAGUGAUUCGGCUAAUAAAAAAGUGGUCAGAUGACGCAGAUGCUAAGCUACAGGACUGUUUUGCUAGCACAGACUGGAACAUGUUCCGGGAUUCUUCAGACAGCAUUGAGGAGUACACCACAUCAGUCACUGGCUUCAUCAAUAAGUGCAUCGAUGAUGUCGUCCCCACAGUGACCGUACGUACAUACCCCAACCAGAAGCCAUGGAUUACAGGAAACAUCCGCACUGAGCUAAAGGGUAGAGCUGCCGCUUUCAAGGAACGGGACUCUAACCCGGACGCUUAUAAGAAAUCCCGCUAUGACCUCCGACGAACCAUCAAACAGGCAAAGAGUCAAUACAGGUCUAAGAUUGAAUCAUACUACACUGGCUCUGACGCUCGUCGGAUGUGGCAGGGCUUGAAAACUAUUACAGACUACAAAGGGAAGCACAGCCGCGAGCUGCCCAGUGACACAAGCCUACCAGACGAGCUAAACCACUUCUAUGCUCGCUUCGAGGCAAGCAACACUGAAGCAUGCAUGAGAGCACCAGCUGUUCCGGACGACUAUGUGAUCACGCUCUCCGUAGCCGAUGUGAGUAAGACUUUUAAGCAGGUCAACAUUCACAAGGCCGCAGGGCCAGACGGAUUACCAGGACGUGUACUCCGAGCAUGUGCUGACCAACUGGCAAGUGUCUUCACUGACAUUUUCAACAUGUCCCUGACUGAGUCUGUAAUAACAACAUGUUUCAAGCAGACCACCAUAGUCCCCGUGCCCAAGAACUCUAAGAUAACCUGCCUAAAUGACUACCGACCCGUGGCACUGACGUCUGUAGCCAUGAAGUGCUUUGAAAGACUGGUCAUGGCUCACAUCAACAGCAUAAUCCCAGAAACCCUAGACCCACUCCAAUUUGCAUACCACCCCAACAGAUCCACAGAUGAUGCAAUCUCUAUCGCACUCCACACUGCCCUUUCCCACCUGGACAAGAGGAACACCUACGUGAGAAUGCUAUUCAUUGACUACAGCUCAGCAUUCAACACCAUAGUGCCCUCAAAGCUCAUCACUAAGCUAAGGAUCCUGGGACUAAACACCUCCCUCUGCAACUGGAUCCUGGACUUCCUGACGGGCCGCCCCCAGGUGGUAAGGGUAGGUAACAACACAUCUGCCACACUGAUCCUCAACACGGGGGCCCCUCAGGGGUGCGUGCUCAGUCCCCUCCUGUACUCUCUGUUCACCCAUGACUGCAUGGCCAGGCACGACUCCAACACCAUCAUUAAGUUUGCCGACGACACAACAGUGGUAGGCCUGAUCACCGACAACGAUGAGACAGCCUAUAGGGAGGAGGUCAGAGAUCUGGCCGUGUGGUGCCAGGACAACAACCUCUCCCUCAACGUGACCAAGACAAAGGAGAUGAUUGUGGACUACAGGAAAAAAAAGAGGACUGAGCACGCCCCCAUUCUCAUCGACGGGGCUGUAGUGGAACAGGUUGAGAGCUUCAAGUUCCUUGGUGUCCACAUCACCAACGAACUAUCAUGGUCCAAACACACCAAGACAGUCGUGAAGAGGGCACGACAAAGCCUAUUCCCCCUCAGGAGACUAAAAAGAUUUGGCAUGGGUCCUCAGAUCCUCAAAAAAUUCUACAGCUGCACCAUCGAGAGCAUCCUGACUGGUUGCAUCACCGCCUGGUAUGGCAACUGCUUGGCCUCUGACCGCAAGGCACUACAGAGGGUAGUGCGUACGGCCCAGUACAUCACAGGGGCAAAGCUCCCUGCCAUCCAGGACCUCUAUACCAGGCGGUGUCAGAGGAAGGCCCUCAAAAUUGUCAAAGACUCCAGUCACCCUAGUCAUAGACUGUUCUCUCUGCUACCGCACGGCAAGCGGUACCGGAGUGCCAAGUCUAGGUCCAAAAGACUUCUCAACAGCUUCUACCCCCAAGCCAUAAGACUCCUGAACAGCUAAUCAUGGCUACCCGGACUAUUUGCACUGCCCCCCCACCCCAUACUUUUUACGCUGCUGCUACUCUGUUAAGUAUUUAUGCAUAGUCACUUUAACUCUACCCACAUGUACAUAUUACCUCAACUACCUCAACUAGCCGGUGCCCCCGCACAUUGACUAUGCAACGGUACCCCCCUGUAUAUAUAGCCUCCCUACUGUCACUUUAUUCUAUUGUAUAUAUAGCCUCCCUACUGUCACUUUAUUUUUACUUCUGCUCUUUUUUUCUCAACACUUUUUUUGUUGUUGUUUUAUUCUUACUUUUUUUGUUUAAAAUAAAUGCACUGUUGGUUAAGGGCUGUAAGUAAGCAUUUCACUGUAAUGUCUGCACCUGUUGUAUUCGGCGCAUGUGACCAAUAAAAUUUGAUUUGAUUUGAUUUUAAAGCUACCAGUCGGUUAUUCUAACUCAACAGCAUGACAGAGUGAUCUCCAGCCUUGUCCUCGUCAACACUCUCACCUCUGUUAACGAGAGAAUCACUGACAUGAUGGCAGCUGGUCCUUUUGUGGCAGGGCUGAAAUGCAGUGGAAAUGUUUUUUGGGGGAUUAAGUUCAUUUUCAUGGCAAAGAGGGACUUUGCAAUUAAUUGCAGUUCAUCUGAUCACUCUUCAUGACAUUCUGGAGUAUAUGCAAAUUGCCUUCAUCAAAACUGAGGCAGCAGACUUUGUGAAAAUUAGUAUUUGUGUCAUUCUCUCAACUUUUGACCACGACAUGCUGCUCAAGAUCCAGUACUAUUCAUGUGCACAAUGUCUCAUUCACAUUCGCUUGUAAAUGUCCAAACUCACCAAAAAGGACAUUCAGUAGUUCCUAACAAUAUAUGUAGAACUAGAUUGCUGUCUUUUGCUAAUUAUUUAUUUUUGGCUCAUUAGCAUAUUUAGCUAGCAGCCUCAAUGGAAAUUCGCUAUUACUUGUGGUAAUUUUGUUAGCAUUCUGGUAAUAGACGCCCGAUGGGCUUCUUGUGUACUAAGCCGGUGAUGCUGUAAAUCCCGGGGUGAGAGAAGGGCCGUAUGACGAUAUGAAAAUCUGUAUCCUACCCUGAGACCCGUGACAAUCAUAUCAGAUCCGACCCAGACCGUGACAGAAUUCUGGAAACGUACCCUCACGGGGGUAUUCGGGUACAAGUGGAUCCGUGAAGACCUCUAGCUCACAUCUCACCGUAUCUGUUGUGUUUCUUUGUUGUUCUUUGAGUAUUUGAGAUCCUGGUUCGAAUCCAGGCUCUGUCGCAGCCGGCCGCGACCGGGAGACUCAUGGGCGGCGCACAAUUGGCCCAGCGUCGUCCAGGGUAGGGGAGGGAAUGGCCGGCAGGGAUGUAGCUCAGUUGAUAGAGCAUGGCGUUUGCAACGCCAGGGUUGUGGGUUCGAUUCCCACGGGGGGCCAGUAUAAAAAAAUAUGUAUUCACGAACUGUAAGUCGCUCUGGAUAAGAGCGUCUGCUAAAUGACUAAAAUGUAAAACAUGUUGUUGUUCUUACAAAGUCCAAUAAAUAAUUGUUAAACUAAAGUGCUGCAAUAACAGCUCUUUCCUUCCCUCCUGUGUGUAGUGGCUAAGGUGGCUGCCUUUCCCAACACAGCAGAGUCUGCAGCCCUCCCUGCGGUCCCACCUGUAGAAGAGCCUGCUUCCAUCCCAGUCUCCACCAUAGCAGAACCUGUCCCCCUCCCCGUCCCAACCAUAGCAGACCCUGCCCCCCUCCCCGUCCCAGUCUCCACCAUCGCAGACCCUGUCCCCCUCCCCGUCCCAGUCUCCACCAUAGCAGAACCUCUCCCCGUCCCAGUCUCCACCAUAGCAGAACCUGUCCCCCUCCCCGUCCCAGUCUCCACCAUAGCCGACCCUGCCUCCCUCCCCGUCCCAGUCUCCACCAUAGCCGACCCUGUCCCCCUCCCCGUCCCAGUCUCCACCAUAGCCGACCCUGCCCCCCUCCCCGUUCCAGUCUCCACCAUAGCCGACCCUGCCCCCCUCCCCGUCCCAGUCUCCACCAUAGCAGAACCUGUCCCCCUCCCAGUCCCAGUCUCCACCAUAGCGGAGGGGGUGUCGUCUCAGUGUGACAUGGUUGAGGUGCUGAGCCGCCAGCUGGAGGACAUCCUCAACACCUACUGCCUGGAGGACAACGGGGAGGACGGGGUUAACCUGCCCAACGGCCAAUCACACGGCCCCGUGCUCAACGGCCUGGCCAAUGAGAAGGAGCUGGACGUCAAGCCGGAGGAGGUCAAAGUGAAUGCCGGCGGAGCGGAGAAGGAGAAGGUGAAGCUUCAGGAGAAGAAGAAGGUGAAGGGGCUGGGUAAGGACUGGUUCUGUUGCUCUGUCUGAAAUCAACCCCUAGUGAAGGGGCUGGGUAAGGACUGGUUCUGUUGCUCUGUCUGAAAUCAACCCCUAGUGAAGGGGCUGGGUAAGGACUGGUUCUGUUGCUCUGUCUGAAAUCAACCCCUAGUGAAGGGGCUGGGUAAGGACUGGUUCUGGGUGUAGGUCAGUGGCCUGAAGAAGAAGGUGAAGGGGCUGGGUAAGGACUGGUUCUGUUGCUCUGUCUCAAAUCAACCCCUAGUGAAGGGGCUGGGUAAGGACUGGUUUUGUUGCUCUGUCUGAAAUCAACCCCUAGUGAAGGGGCUGGGUAAGGACUGGUUCUGUUGCUCUGUCUGAAAUCAACCCCUAGUGAAGGGGCUGGGUAAGGACUGGUUCUGUUGCUCUGUCUGAAAUCAACCCCUAGUGAAGGGGCUGGGUAAGGACUGGUUCUGUUGCUCUGUCUGAAAUCAACCCCUAGUGAAGGGGCUGGGUAAGGACUGGUUCUGUUGCUCUGUCUGAAAUCAACCCCUAGUGAAGGGGCUGGGUAAGGACUGGUUCUGCUGCUCUGUCUGAAAUCAACCCCUAGUGAAGGGGAUGGGUAAGGACUGGUUCUGUUGCUCUGUCUGAAAUCAACCCCUAGUGAAGGGGCUGGGUAAGGACUGGUUCUGCUGCUCUGUCUGAAAUCAACCCCUAGUGAAGGGGCUGGGUAAGGACUGGUUCUGCUGCUCUGUCUGAAAUCAACCCCUAGUGAAGGGGCUGGGUAAGGACUGGUUCUGUUGCUCUGUCUGAAAUCAACCCCUAGUGAAGGGGCUGGGUAAGGACUGGUUCUGUUGCUCUGUCUGAAAUCAACCCCUAGUGAAGGGGCUGGGUAAGGACUGGUUUCUGUUGCUCUGUCUGAAAUCAACCCCUAGUGAAGGGGCUGGGUAAGGACUGGUUCUGUUGCUCUGUCUGAAAUCAACCCCUAGUGAAGGGGCUGGGUAAGGACUGGUUCUGCUGCUCUGUCUGAAAUCAACCCCUAGGGCCAAUUCCUAGAUGCUUGUCGUUGAUCUGGGUGUAGGUCAGUGGCCUGAAGAAGAAGGUGAAGGGGCUGGGUAAGGACUGGUUCUGCUGCUCUGUCUGAAAUCAACCCCUAGUGAAGGGGCUGGGUAAUGACUGGUUCUGUUGCUCUGUCUGAAAUCAACCCCUAGUGAAGGGGCUGGGUAAGGACUGGUUCUGUUGCUCUGUCUGAAAUCAACCCCUAGUGAAGGGGCUGGGUAAGGACUGGUUCUGUUGCUCUGUCUGAAAUCAACCCCUAGUGAAGGGGCUGGGUAAGGACUGGUUCUGGGUGGAGGUCAGUGGCCUGAAGAAGAAGGUGAAGGGGCUGGGUAAGGACUGGUUCUGGGUGGAGGUCAGUGGCCUGAAGAAGAAGGUGAAGGGGCUGGGUAAGGACUGGUUCUGGGUGGAGGUCAGUGGCCUGAAGAACGACGUGGAGCUGCUACCCAUCUAUAUUGGUCACUAAUAUCUAGCCGUCAUCCAUCCGAUUCUUUUAGUCAUAUGAGUGGUGGCUAGGGAUUGGUUUAGGUCUGGACAGCUUCCCCUUGUGUGUUGCUGGGUCCCUGUUGUGAUGAGGUGGUGUUGCACUGAAUGUCUUCCCCCUCCUGUGUGUUGCAGGUAAAGAGAUCACCCUGCUGAUGCAGACCCUGAAUACUCUGAGUACACCAGAGGAGAAACUGUCAGGCCUCUGUAAGAAGUAUGCUGAGCUGGUGAGUAGUAACUCUCAUAAACGCUUUGACUCCGGUCUGGUGUGUGUGUGUGUGUGUGGCUCUAAGGCUGUUGGUUUAGAAAAUCACUUUUAUUUAUUUCAUUUUAGCAUGCUAGCAGCCCUCUUAUUUCUAGCCUCCAUCUGUGUAUCAGCCAGUAGUUUGUCUCCUGUGUCUGUCUCUGUCUGUCUGGUCAUCAUGCAGGGGAAUGGACAGGGCGGCUCAACGCAGGGUGACCUACAGGGGAAUGGACAGGGUGACCUACAGGGGAAUGGACAGGGAGGCUCAACGCAGGGUGACCUACAGGGGAAUGGACAGGGUGACCUACAGGGGAAUGGACAGGGCGGCUCAACGCAGGGUGACCUACAGGGGAAUGGACAGGGCGGCUCAACGCAGGGUGACCUACACGGGAAUGGACAGGGCGGCUCAACGCAGGGUGACCUACAGGGGAAUGGACAGGGCAGCUCAACGCAGGGUGACCUACAGGGGAAUGGACAGGGAGGCUCAACGCAGGGUGACCUACAGGGGAAUGGACAGAGCGGCUCAACGCAGGGUGACCUACAGGGGAAUGGACAGGGUGACCUACAGGGGAAUGGACAGGGCGGCUCAACGCAGGGUGACCUACAGGGGAAUGGACAGGGCGGCUCAACGCAGGGUGACCUACACGGGAAUGGACAGGGCGGCUCAACACAGGGUGACCUACAGGGGAAUGGACAGGGCGGCUCAACGCAGGGUGACCUACACGGGAAUGGACAGGGCGGCUCAACACAGGGUGACCUACAGGGGAAUGGACAGGGCGGCUCAACGCAGGGUGACCUACAGGGGAAUGGACAGGGUGACCUACAGGGGAAUGGUCAGGGAGGCUCAACGCAGGGUGACCUACAGGGGAAUGGACAGGGCGGCUCAACGCAGGGUGACCUACAGGGGAAUGGACAGGGCGGCUCAACGCAGGGUGACCUACACGGGAAUGGACAGGGCGGCUCAACACAGGGUGACCUACAGGGGAAUGGACAGGGCGGCUCAACGCAGGGUGACCUACAGGGGAAUGGACAGGGUGACCUACAGGGGAAUGGACAGGGUGACCUACAGGGGAAUGGACAGGGCGGCUCAACGCAGGGUGACCUACAGGGGAAUGGACAGGGUGACCUACAGGGGAAUGGACAGGGCGGCUCAACGCAGGGUGACCUACAGGGGAAUGGACAGGGCAGCUCAACGCAGGGUGACCUACAGGGGAAUGGACAGGGUGACCUACAGGGGAAUGGACAGGGCGGCUCAACGCAGGGUGACCUACAGGGGAAUGGACAGGGCGGCUCAACGCAGGGUGACCUACAGGGGAAUGGACAGGGUGACCUACAGGGGAAUGGACAGGGCGGCUCAACGCAGGGUGACCUACAGGGGAAUGGACAGGGCGGCUCAACGCAGGGCGACCUACCCUAUGGAAAUUAGUCCUGGAUUUAUCGCUGAUUCAAGAAUCUGUGAUGCAGUGCCGGUCUCUCCUCUCCGCCCUGUGUGUCCAUAACAUGUGCGGUGUGAAUAAGUGACAGAUCAUACCAGUGUGUAUAACUGAUCAAGAGGAUGUGUUUGUGACAGGCUAAUGUGUCUGUGUCCAUUUCUGGAUGUGUUUGACGUUAGCAUCUUUCUCAAUUUGCACCUUCAAGCAUGACCUAGUGUGUGUCCCCCCCACUGCUCUCUCUGUAUAUGUGUGUGUGUGUGUGUGUGUGUGCGCGCAGCUGGAGGAGCAGCGGAACAGUCAAAAGCAAAUGCGUGUCCUGCAGAAGAAACAGUCUCAGCUGGUGCAGGAGACGGACCACCUGAAGAAGGAGCACAGCAAGGCCAUCCUGGCGCGCAGCAAACUGGAAUCCCUCUGUAGGGAGCUGCAAAGGCACAACAGAACACUCAAGGUUAGCAGGAUUUUUUUUUUUUUUUUUUUGAACAUAAGAUGGUAAAUCUGUUACUAAGUAUUCCCCACGCAUAAUAGAGAUAUGUACAGUUGAAGUCUGAAGUUUACAUACACUUAGGUUGGAGUCAUUAAAACUUGUUUUUCAACCACUCCACACAUUUCUUUUUAACAAACUAUAGUUUUGGCAAGUCGGUUAGGACAUCUACUUUGUGCAUGACACAAGUCAUUUUUCCAACAAUUGUUUACAGACAGAUUAUUUCACUUAGAAUUCACUGUAUCACAAUUCCAGUGGGUCAGAAGUUUACAUUCAAUAAGUUGACUGGGCCUUUAAACAGCUUGGAAAAUUCCAGAAAAUGAUGUCAUGGCUUUAGAAGCUUCUGAUCGGCUAAUUGACAUAAUUUGAGUCAAUUGGAGGUGUACCUGUGGAUGUAUUUCAAGGCCUACCUUCAAACUCAGUGCCUCUUUGCUUGACAUCAUGGGAAAAUGAAAAGAAAUCAGCCAAGACCUCAGGAAAGAAAUUGUAGACCUCCACAAGUCUGGUUCAUCCUUGGGAGCAAUUUCCAAACGCCUGAAUGCAAGUAUAAACACCAUGGGACCACGCAGCCGUCAUACCGCUCAGGAAGGAGACGCGUUCUGUCUCCUAGAGAUAAACGUAAUUUGGUACGAAAAGUGCAAAUCAAUCCCAGAACAACAGCAAAGGACCUUGUGAAGAUGCUGGAGGAAACAGGUACAGAAGUAUCUAUAUCCACAGUGAAACAAGUCAUAUAUCGACAUAACCUGAAAGGCCGCUCAGCAAGGAAGAAGCCACUGCUCCAAAACCGCCAUAAAAAAGCCACACUACGGUUUGCAACUGCACAUGGGGACAAAGAUCGUACUUUUUUGAGAAAUGUCCUCUGGUCUGAUGAAACAAAAAUAGAACUGUUUGGCCAUAAUGACCAUCAUUAUGUUUGGAGGAAAAAGGGGAAGGCUUGCAAGCUGAAGAACACCAUCCCAACCGUGAAGCACGGGGGUGGCAGCAUCAUGCUGUGGGGGUGCUUUGCUGCAGGAGGGACUCGUGCACUUCACAAAAUAGAUGGCAUCAUGAGGAAGGGAAAAUUAUGUGGAUAUAUUGAAGCAACAUCUCAAGACAUCAGUCAGGAAGUUAAAGCUUGGUCGCAAAUGGGUCUUCCAAAUGACCAUUGACCCCAAGCAUACUUCCAAAGUUGUGGCAAAAUGGCUUAAGGACAACAAAGUCAAGGUAUUGGAGUGGCCAUCACAAAGCCUUGACCUCGGUCCUAUAGACAAUGUGUGGAAGUAUGUGCAGAACUGAAAAGGCGUGUGGGAGCAAGGAGGCCUACAAACCUGACUCAGUUACACCAGCUCUGUCAGGAGGAAUGGGCCAAAAUUCACCCAACUUAUUGUGGGAAGCUUGUGGAAGGCUACCUGAAACGUUUGACCCAAGUUAAACAAUUUUAAAGGCAAUGCUACCAAAUACUAAUUGAGUGUAUGUAAACUUCUGACCCACUGGGAAUGUGAUGAAAGAAAUAAAAGCUGAAAGAAAUAAUUCUCUCUACUAUUAUUCUGACAUUUCACAUUCUUAAAAUAAAGUGGUGAUCCUAACUGACCUGAGACAGGGAAUUUUUACUAGGAUUAAAUGUCAGGAAUUGUGAAAAACUGAGUUUAAAUGUAUUUGGCUAAGGUGUAUGUAAACUUCUGACUUCAACUGUAUGUGAUCGUAUACAAAUAUAAGCAAGUUAUGACAAUUUUUCUUUUUUAGUUAUAUCUGUUUGGUCUUCUUACGGUCAAUUUGCAGUCUACAAAUUAUUUGCAAUUGUGUUCCGGCCCCCUGACCAUCUGCUCAAGAGAAAAUGUACCCUUGGCUGAAUCUCUACCCUUGGCUGAAUCUAGGUAAUGAUCCCUGAGGUAUAGGAUGGUGAAGCAGUGGUUUAAGUCAGUAUUCAGGCCAGCACAGUGCGGUUUAAGUCGGUAUUCAGGCCAGCACAGUGCGGUGUAAGUCGGUAUUCAGGCCAGCACAGUGUGGUUUAAGUUGGGCCUAUAAUGUGAAUCAGCCAUAGUUGAGUCUGAGAUAGGGGAGAGCUCACAUAUGGCUCCUGGUAUGUAGAGGCAGAGGGGAGAGCUCACAUAGGGCUCCUGAUAUGCAGAGGGGAGAGCUCACAUAUGGGCUCCUGAUAUGCAGAGGGGGAGCUCACAUAGGGCUCCUGAUAUGCAGAGGGGAGAGCUCACAUAGGGCUCCUGAUAUGCAGAGGGGAGAGCUCACAUAGGGCUCCUGAUAUGCAGAGGGGAGAGCUCACAUAGGGCUCCUGGUAUGCAGAGGGGAGAGCUCACAUAGGGCUCCUGGUAUGCAGAGGGGAGAGCUCACAUAUGGCUCCUGGUAUGCAGAGGGGAGAGCUCACAUAUGGCUCCUGGUAUGCAGAGGGGAGAGCUCACAUAUGGCUCCUGGUAUGCAGAGGGGAGAGCUCACAUAGGGCUCCUGGUAUGCAGAGGGGGAGAGCUCACAUAGGGCUCCUGGUAUGCAGAGGGGGAGAGCUCACAUAGGGCUCCUGGUAUGCCAGAGGGGAGAGCUCACAUAUGGCUCCUGGUAUGCAGAGGGGAGAGCUCACAUAGGCUCCUGGUAUGCAGAGGGGAGAGCUCACAUAGGCUCCUGGUAGUAGGGCAGAGGGGAGAGCUCACCUAGGGCUCCUGGUUAUGCAGAGGGGAGAGCUCAGCAUAGGGCUCCUGGUAUGUAGAGGCUCACAUAGGGCUCCUGUAUGCAGGAGGGGAGAGCUCACAUAGGGCUCCUGGUAUGUGAGAAAGGCAGAGGGGAGAGCUCACAUAUGGCUCCUGGUAUGCAGAGGGGAGAGCUCACAUAGGGCUCCUGGUAUGUAGAGGCAGAGGGGAGAGCUCACAUAGGCCUCCUGGUAUGCAGAAAGGGAGAGCUCACAUGGCUCGUGGUAUGUGAGAAAGGCAGAGGGGAGAGCUCACAUAGGCCUCCUGGUAUGUAGAGGGGAGAGCUCACAUAGGGCUCCUGGUAUGCAGAAGGGAGAGCUCACAUAGGGCUCCUGGUAUGCAGAAGGGAGAGCUCACAUAGGGCUCCUUUGAGUGGUAUGGCUAAAGCAACCGACUGCAGAUGUGGUUUUCCAACAAAAAAGGCUCAGAUCAACAUGGCAGUGUUGCCAUUGCUUAUAACAUGUCUCCAACCCCCAUAGCACAGACUCACAAACUGGAAUCAUGUGUGUAAAUUGUAUAAUCAAUUAGUGAUAAAGAGCCUUAAAUAUCACAUUCAUUUAUAUCCAGUCCACUGUAUGAAUCAUGGCAAAGUUGGUUCCUGUUCGUCUGGGUCAAACUGGAACCCUCUGAAGGGUGGUUGGCAAUAGAGCCUCCCACAAUGCCGGGGAUAGCUGCAGGAUGAAGAUGGUGAAGAGCAACUGUCGACUGCAGUCAACGUAAUGACCUUUUUGAUCACAUGAUAGUUGUCAAGUUCAUGCAUUCGACAUGUAGGCGCAAGUCUGACAAUUUUUAUCCCCAUAAUGCAACACCCCUUGAAAGGCUGUAACCAACGACCUGACUAAAGUGAUCUGCUCGAGCGCACCCACACAUUCCAAGUUUGCGUUCCAAAAACUAUAAGAUGAGUCUUAUUGUUCUCUGAUUGCUAUGACCAUCUUCUUGUUAACCAAAAGUUUUAAUAUUUUUCUGAUUCAAGAAGUGAACAACUUUCUGGAGUCAAAUGGAGCUGUGCAUUUUAAACGAACUUUGACCUGCUCUUGCAGGAGGACGGGGUGCAGCGUGCACGCGUGGAGGAGGAGAAGAGGAAGGAGGUGACAUCACACUUCCAGGUGAGCCACUAGCAUCGUGUAAAGAAAGGAUGAAUCUCAAGUCUUUCCUUGAUUCAUUGCCACGAUCUUCUCCUAUGAGUGUUGAGAAGUAGGCGAGGAAUCAAGGAAAUACUAAUGACAUUCACACAAGGAUUAAACUGUUUCGGCUACUUCCUGGUGUCACGUCCUUUAUGAUGUAACAUCCUCUAAGCCGUGUGUGCGUGUGUUCCCAGGUGACUCUGAAUGACAUCCAGGCCCAGAUGGAACAACAUAAUGAGAGGAAUACCAGUCUGAGGCAGGAGAACUCUGAGCUGGCAGAGAAGCUCAAGAAACUCAUCCAACAGUACGAACUACGAGAGGAGGUGUGUGUGUGGAGUGGGGAGAACGGUGUGGAGUGGGGAGAACGGUGUCUGGAGUGGGGAGAACGGUGUGGGGAGAACGGUGGGGUGGGGAGAACGGUGUGGGGGAGUUGGGAGAACGGUGUUGGAGUGGGGAGACGAGACGGUGUUGGAGUGGGGAGAACGGUGUGGGAGGUGUUUGGAGUGGGGAGAACGGUGUGGUGUGAGUGGGGAGACGGUGGUUUUGGAGUGGGAGAACGUGUGUGGGGAGACGGUGUGGGGAGAACGGGUGGGAGAACGUGUCUGGAGUGGGAGGAACGUGGUGAACGUGUGUGGAUGGGAAACGGUGUGUGGAGUGUGGGAGUGGGGAACGGUGUGUGAGUGGGGAGACGGUGUGUUGCGUUUUGGUGUGGGGAGAACGUGUGUGGUGGAGAACGGUGUGGGAAACGGUGGUGGAGUGGGGAGAACGGUGUGUGGGGAGAACGGUGUGGGGAGAACGGUGUGUGGAGUGGGGAGAACGGUGUGGGGAAACGGGUGGGGAGGGUGGGGAGAACGGUGUGUGGAGUGGGGAGAACGGUGUGGGGAGAACGGUGUGUGGUGUGGGGAGAACGGUGUGGGGAGAACGGUGUGUGGAGUGGGGAGAACGGUGUGUUUGGGGGGAGAACGGUUUUGGGGGAUUGGGGAGAACGGUGUUUUGGAGUGGGGAGAACGGUGUGUGGAGUGGAGUGAGAACGGUGGUGGAGUGGGGAGAACGUUUUGGGGGGGGAACGGUGUGUGGAGUGGGGAGAACGGUGUGGGGAGAACGGUGUGGGGAGUGGGAGAACGGUGUGUUGAGUGGGGAGAACGGUGUGGAGUGGGGAGAACGUUGGGGGGUGGGGAGUGGGGAGAACGGGUGUGGGUUGGGGAACGUGUGGGGAGAACGGUGUGUGGAGUGGGGAGAACGGUGUGUGGAGUGGGGAGAACGGUGUGUGGAGUGGGGAGAACGGUGUGUGGAGUGGGGAGAACGGUGGGGGGAAACGGUGUGGGGAGGAACGGUGUGUGGAGUGGGGAGAACGGUGUGGGUGGGGGAGAACGGUGUGUGGUGUGGUGGGGAGAACGGUUUGGUGUGAGUGGGGAGAACGGUGUGGGGAGAAACGGUUGUGGGGAGUGGGGAGAACGGUGUGUGGAGUGGGGGAGAACGGUUGUGUGGAGUGGGGAACGGUGUGUGGAGUGGGGAGAACGGUGUGGGAGAACGGGGUUGUGGAGUGGUGAGAACGGUGGGGGGGAGAACGUGUGGGGGAGAACGGUGUGGGUGUGGGGAGUGGGGAGAACGGUGUGUGGAGUGGGGAGAACGGUGUGUGGAGUGGGGAGAACGGUGUGUGGGGAGACGUGUGUUGUGGAGUGGGGGAGAACGGGUGUGGUGGGGGGGAGAACGGUUUUGGGGUGAACGGUGUGUGGAGUGGGAGAACGGUGUGUGGAGUGGGUGAGGUGUGGGGGAACGUUGUGUGGAGUGGGGAGAACGGUGGGGGUGGUGGGUGGGGAGAACGUGUGUGUGUGGGUAGACGUGUGGGGUGGUGGGGAGAACGUGUUGUGUGUGAGGUUGGGAGACGGUGUGGGGGAACGUUUUUGGAGUGGGAAACGUGUGUGGGGAGAACGGUGUGUGGGUGGGGAGAACGUGAUGGGGAAACGGUGUGUGGAUUGGGGAGAACGGUGUGGGAGUGGGAGAAGUUUGUGGUUGUGGAGUGUGGAGAACGGUGUGUUGGGGGGUGGGGAACUGUGUGUGGUGGAGUGGGGAGAACGGUGUGUGGUUGGGGAGUGGUGUGGUGUGUGUGUUUUGGAGUGGGUGAGAAACGGUGUGUGUUUCCGGGGGGAGCAGACAGGAGUGCUGCAGCUCUGUGCCAGGACAUGGACAUUUACUUAAAUAACUAAAGCAAACCAGGUGCAACUGCAGUAAAGGUCUGACAAUGUUCUGCACAUGUGAGCGUUAACCCCCUGUCGUCUCUCACAGCACAUUGACAAGGUGUUCAAGCACAAGGACCUGCAGCAACAGUUGGUGGACGCUAAGCUACACCAGGCUCAGGAACUGCUCAUGGAGGCAGAGGACCGCCAUCACAGAGAGAAGGACUUUGUGAGUAACAGUAAAACAUGGUCGUUUGGUGAACACUAGUCAACGUAUUCAACUCAGUGAGUAUAUCAUGUGAGUUAUAUGGGAAUCAAACCCACAACACUUUAUUUUGGUCUCCUGUUGUCUCUCCAGCUGCUGUAGGAAGCGGUGGAGUCUCAGAGGAUGGGUUUGGGUUAGUCUCAUGUUAGUCUCCUGUUGUCUCUCCAGCUGCUGAAGGAAGCGGUGGAGUCUGAGGAGGGGUUUGGGUUAGUCUCAUGUUAGUCUCCUCUUCUCUCCAGCUGUUGAAGGAAGCGGUGGAGUCUCAGAGGAGGGGUUUGGGUUAGUCUCAUGUUAGUCUCCUCUUCUCUCCAGCUGUUGAAGGAAGCGGUGGAGUCUCAGAGGAGGGGUUUGGAUUAGUCUCAUGUUAGUCUCCUCUUCUCUCCAGCUGCUGAAGGAAGCGGUGGAGUCUCAGAGGAGGGGUUUGGGUUAGUCUCAUGUUAGUCUCCUGUUGUCUCUCCAGCUGUUGAAGGAAGCGGUGGAGUCUCAGAGGAUGGGUUUGGGUUAGUCUCAUGUUAGUCUCCUCUUCUCUCCAGCUGCUGUAGGAAGCGGUGGAGUCUCAGAGGAUGGGUUUGGGUUAGUCUCAUGUUAGUCUCCUCUUCUCUCCAGCUGUUGAAGGAAGCGGUGGAGUCUCAGAGGAUGGGUUUGGGUUAGUCUCAUGUUAGUCUCCUGUUGUCUCUCCAGCUGCUGAAGGAAGCGGUGGAGUCUCAGAGAAGGGGUUUGGGUUAGUCUCAUGUUAGUCUCCUGUUGUCUCUCCAGCUGUUGAAGGAAGCGGUGGAGUCUCAGAGGAGGGGUUUGGGUUAGUCUCAUGUUAGUCUCCUGUUGUCUCUCCAGCUGUUGAAGGAAGCGGUGGAGUCUCAGAGAAUGUGUGAGCUGAUGAAGCAGCAGGAGGUCCAUCUGAAACAACAGGUAACUUAGAACUCUCUAGGACAGAGUGGAUGCAUCUAGCGCUAUGAUAAACAACCUCACUGUGUCUGUUGAGCUGUAAAGUUAAUGUGGUGGACUAUAUUUCCAUAGUGAAUGACCUAACUCUCUUUCCCGUAUCCCCUCCCGCCUGUCUCCCCACCCAGCUGUCCUUAUACACAGAGAAGUUUGAGGAGUUCCAGACCACUCUGUCCAAGAGCAAUGAGGUGUUCACCACCUUCAAACAGGAGAUGGAGAAGGUGAGUGAGUUGGCUGUCUGUCUGUGUCACACAUCAGCAGAGAUCCCAGAAGAGCGUGUGACCUGCGUGUCGUCCGUGGUCAUGUGAUGUGACCUGUGUGUGUGUGUCCUUAGAUGACGAAGAAGAUCAAGAAGCUGGAGAAGGAGACGAGCAUGUAUCGCUCCAGGUGGGAGAGUAGCAACAAAGCCCUGCUGGUCAUGGCUGAGGAGGUAAUUCAGAUUUAAAUCACUGAUUUGGAGCUUUUGUAAUGUUGUGUGUAUUUUGUGUUUUGUUGGGGAAAAGUGCAAGAUUAUACACUGAGUGUACAAAACAUUAGAACCAUUCUUGAUACACACAGGAAACUGUUGAGCGUUCAAAAACCCAGGAGCAGUUGUAGUUCUUGACACAAACCGGUGCGCCUGGCACCUACUGCCAUGCAUAACCCAGCACUUAAAUAUUUUGUCUUGUCAAUUCACCCUCUGAAUGGCACACAUACACAAUCCAUGUCUCAAUUGUCUCGGCUUAAAAAUCCUUCUUUAACCCUGUCUCCUCCCCUUCAUCUACACUGAUUUUGAAGUGGAUUAAACAAGUGACAUCAAUAAUGGAUCAUAGCUUUCACCUGGUCAGUCUGUCAUGGAGAGAGCAGGUGUUCCUAAUAUUUUGUACACUCAGUGUAAGUUUGUGUGUAUCUGUAUUAAUCUGCGUGUCUCCUGUAGAAAACCCUGCAGGACCGUGAGUUUGACGGCCUCCAGGGGAAGGUAGGAAGGUUGGAGAAGCUUUGCCGGGCACUGCAGAACGAACGCAACGAGCUCAGCAAGAAGGUCCAAGGCCUGAGCGCCGGCCCCGAGGACAACAGCCCAGGGGUCGAAUCCCCUUCCCUACCCUCCACAGACUCCCAGGAGCCCAGCCCAGACCCCAACACCACCACCCCUAGCUCCCCCAGACCCUGCUCCCACGGCUGCCACUGCGGCCCAGAGUUGGACACUGAGAAUCAGGCCUGUGCAGCCCCCCUGACUGCCCAGGAAUGA
This is a messenger RNA of Coregonus sp. 'balchen', 23464 nucleotides long. NCBI's taxonomy places the organism in Eukaryota, Metazoa, Chordata, Actinopteri, Salmoniformes, Salmonidae. The record is from the annotation of a GenBank genome assembly.